This is a messenger RNA of Polypterus senegalus (gray bichir), 1393 nucleotides long. RefSeq names its product SRY-box transcription factor 3 (gene sox3). NCBI's taxonomy places the organism in Eukaryota, Metazoa, Chordata, Cladistia, Polypteriformes, Polypteridae. Gene Ontology annotation, biological process: regulation of DNA-templated transcription; anatomical structure morphogenesis; cell differentiation. The transcript has a single exon. Bases 223 to 1143 code for a protein of 306 amino acids. The record is from RefSeq and is a predicted model, not a curated record. Gene Ontology annotation, molecular function: RNA polymerase II cis-regulatory region sequence-specific DNA binding; DNA-binding transcription factor activity, RNA polymerase II-specific.
AACAGUAGGCAGGUAGAAAGCAGACGAGGGGUAAAGCUAAAGUGGAGGUAAAACCGUCCCCGCAUUUGUUGACGCCAAACAUCGGCGGGGAAAGUUUUAUGUUUCGCACCUUUCUGAGUUCGUUUGCCGCUUUCGCUUGAACUUUAAGGCUCACUGAGUACUUCUCGCUCGUUUUAGUACUUUACUUUUCCCGGGCGGAGGAGAAACACGAAAGCCAGGUGAAUGUAUAGCAUGAUGGAAACCGAGAUUAAAAGCCCGUUACCCCAGUCGAACACGGGCUCUGUGACAGGAGGAACCGGCGGCAAAAAUGCAAACGGCAACAACGACCAGGACAGGGUAAAAAGACCCAUGAACGCUUUCAUGGUGUGGUCCCGUGGACAACGGAGAAAAAUGGCUCAGGAAAAUCCCAAAAUGCAUAACUCGGAGAUAAGCAAACGACUGGGGGCAGACUGGAAACUGCUAACGGAUGCUGAAAAGCGGCCUUUUAUCGACGAAGCUAAGAGACUACGAGCGAUGCACAUGAAGGAGCACCCGGAUUAUAAAUAUCGACCCCGCAGAAAGACCAAGACCCUGCUGAAGAAAGAUAAGUACUCUCUACCUGGGGGGCUGCUAGCACCCGGGGCUAACACAGUCAACCCUGCUGUGUCGGUAGGGCAAAGAAUGGACAGCUAUGCACACAUGAACGGCUGGACCAACGGUGCCUAUUCUCUGAUGCAGGACCAACUGGGAUACCCACAACAUCCUAGCAUGAACAGCCCACAGAUUCAACAAAUGCAUCGGUACGAGAUGGCAGGACUGCAGUACAACCCUAUGAUGUCUACUGCCCAGACCUACAUGAAUGCUGCUUCUACCUACACCAUGUCCCCCGCAGCCUACACCCAGCAGACGGCAAGUGGCAUGGCUUUGGGUUCAAUGGCCUCCGUGUGUAAGUCUGAGGCCAGUUCGCCACCACCAGCCAUCACUUCUCAUUCCCAAAGAGCGUGUCUUGGCGAUCUGCGAGAUAUGAUCAGUAUGUACCUUCCUCCUGGUGGCGACGGCGCAGAUCAUUCUUCCCUGCAGACCAGCAGGUUACACAGUGUUCACCAGCACUACCAGACGGCCGGGACUGGUGUUAACGCCACGCUACCACUAACUCACAUCUGAACAGUCCUUGGAAUACUGUGUCUCUAAAAUGGGGGAAAAAAACAAACUGAAUGGAGAACUUUUUUAAGUAAUGCAAUUAUUUUUUUUUUCCUCGGAUGAAAGCAUUUUAAAGUCCUUUUUAAAAUGACACCUCUUGGGCCGGACUCUGUAGAGCCCGAAAAAAUAUAUGAAGUUUCUAUUGUAAAGAGGCUUUUACUAUGGGCACAAAAGCGAUUAAGUUCUGUAGAAGCAUCGAACUUUUAUUUUUAAA